Molecule: messenger RNA, 2128 nt
Organism: Castor canadensis (American beaver)
Lineage: Eukaryota; Metazoa; Chordata; Mammalia; Rodentia; Castoridae
Source: RefSeq, a predicted model, not a curated record
AGGCCCUGAGGUCAAAUCCCAAUUCCACCAAAAAAACCAUAAAUUAAUUAAAAAAAAAGUAUCCAUGACCCUGUGUUUUAUUGCUAGUGGUGGUCUAAACAUGACCCUUCCUUAUCCCCAUGAAGCUGCUGUCAUGGCAGAUCAUAAUAGCUUUAUCAGUAAUCCAUAAUAGCUGUAAUAAUAAUUCAUCCAAAAAUAUGUUGUUUCUCGGAUUUCUAGUAUAAUUAUCCCUCGUGCACCAGCAGUUGGAGUGAUAAUGGAGGGGCAAAGAACUAUUUGUAGAGGUGUUUUUUCAGUCAUUGUAGGCCAGUCCUCAGCAUCAGGAUGGGGGAAGCUGAUUGUCCCCUCUAGAUGACUGGGUUACUUUCCUGACUAUGUCUUCAUGGAGCCAGGUUCUAGAACCAGGGAAACUGUCCAGUUCCCUAGACUCACUGCAAACUCCUUGGUUUCUACAAGGACCUAGCUCUCAGGUCUGUGAGUCAGGAGAUACGAAGACCUCCACAAAAGGACCAGUUCCUCGGAUGUGCCCCCUCACAGAGAGAUGAAGGGGCAGCAGAAAUCAGCUGAAACGGAAGAGGGGACAGUGCAGAUUCAGGAAGGUGCAGUGGCUACUGGGGAGGACCCAACCAGUGUGGCUAUUGCCAGCAUCCAGUCAGCUGCCACCUUCCCUGACCCCAACGUCAAGUACGUCUUCCGAACUGAGAAUGGGGGCCAGGUGAUGUACAGGGUGAUCCAGGUGUCUGAGGGGCAACUGGAUGGCCAGAGUGAGGGCACUGGCGCCAUCAGUGGCUAUCCUGCCACUCAAUCCAUGACUCAGGCAGUGAUUCAGGGUGCUUUCACCAGUGAUGAUGCAGUUGACACAGAGGGAACAGCUGCUGAGACACACUAUACCUACUUCCCCAGCACUGCAGUGGGAGAUGGGGCAGGGGGCACCACAUCAGGGAGUACAGCUGCUGUCGUUACCACCCAGGGCUCAGAGGCACUACUGGGGCAGGCAACUCCUCCCAGCACUGGUCAAUUCUUUGUGAUGAUGUCACCACAAGAAGUAUUGCAGGGAGGGAGCCAGCGCUCAAUUGCCCCCAGGACCCACCCUUAUUCCCCGAAGUCAGAGGCUCCCCGGACAACUCGGGAUGAGAAACGCAGGGCUCAGCAUAAUGAAGUGGAGCGCCGCCGCAGAGACAAGAUCAACAACUGGAUCGUGCAACUGUCCAAGAUCAUCCCAGACUGCUCUAUGGAGAGCACCAAGUCAGGCCAGAGUAAAGGUGGAAUUCUAUCCAAAGCCUGUGAUUAUAUCCAGGAGCUUCGGCAGAGUAACCACCGUUUGUCUGAAGAACUGCAGGGGCUAGACCAACUGCAGCUGGACAAUGAUGUCCUUCGGCAACAGGUGGAAGAUCUUAAAAACAAGAAUCUGCUGCUACGAGCUCAGUUGCGGCACCACGGAUUAGAGGUCGUCAUCAAGAAUGACAGCAACUAACUGAGGAUUCAGGGAUGUUGGGCCUGAGAACUGCAGAUAACCCAGGAGCAACAGCACAUCUUUCCUUCACUGCCCACUCUGGCUUAGGACUGAGGGGAGUUAGGAAUGCCUGUCUUUGAACUGAGGCCCUGUGGUGUGGCAGCCUGCAGUGGUGUGAAACACACAGUGUGGACAUGCACUGACAGCCCUGCCCACCCCCCACCUUGCAGCCCUUGGGCUCUUGUGCUCCUCUUGCACAAUGCAUGUGCUGACUCCAUGAUGGAUACUGGACACACUAAACUGGGGGGCCUGCCCUGUGCUUGCUUAGAGUGCCCGGCAGAGGGAUCUGCUGACAGGUGGUACUCUGGCUUGCUCUAGGACUCUGGGUCUGUCAUUGGUUCUUCCUUCCUCUGGAGCUGAGGUUCAGAUGUGCACUGACCACUCUGGAAAGCAGGUUUAAUCAAGAAGUGGGGUAGGAUGCUUAGCAGUAGCUGCUAUCCCACGAAGAGGAGUCAGGUCAGCAAGCAGCUGAGGCCUAUGCAGAAGUCUCUGAAGCCAGGGAGAACAAUAGGCAGGGGCCCACUUGGGGCCUUUCCCCUUAUGGGGGGGGGGUUCUUUUUUUCUUUCUUUUCUUUUACUUUUUUUUUUUUUUAAAGAUAAAAUUGUUCAGAGCCA